Messenger RNA from Phaeodactylum tricornutum CCAP 1055/1, 1801 nucleotides. RefSeq lists its product with no specific name. Bases 185 to 1801 code for a protein of 538 amino acids. NCBI's taxonomy places the organism in Eukaryota, Bacillariophyta, Bacillariophyceae, Surirellales, Neidiaceae. The record is from RefSeq and is a predicted model, not a curated record. The transcript has a single exon. Gene Ontology annotation, biological process: regulation of DNA-templated transcription. Gene Ontology annotation, molecular function: DNA-binding transcription factor activity; sequence-specific DNA binding.
CUGAAUACAGCAGCAGCAUUUCCUUCAUGCUGAAAUCGGAAUCUCUCCAUUUACAUAAUUCCAAGACGCAUAGAGAGCAAGAAGGUGAUUGUCAUAUAAAGCGACGAACGAUUACUCCUAACGUCUUUUACAGUUAAUCACUGGAGUGUUUACUUCAUAUUCUGUAUUGGUGUUCGACUUCACGAUGAAGUCAAAUCAAGGAAAAGGCAACAAGAAACCAAUACCAGAUAUAAAUUUAGCAUCAGGCGGUUCGGUGUUGGUAAUUCCGUCCGGUAGCGAUGAUAGUAACCGGAAAGCUUCAAACGAGACGGAUGCGACUAGCUUUCCGCAUCCGAAAGAGGCAUUGAUUGCGCAAGAAGCCUCAAGAUGCACGUACACGAACUUCUCCCGCAACGCCUCUUCUGAAUCUGUACGCGGGCGGACGUCCAAAGAUCUUGCUCAUACAUUUCCAAUCAAGCUUCACGGUAUAUUGUCAAAUCCUGAAUUUCAGGACAUCAUAGCGUGGCUCCCCCACGGCCGAGCAUGGAGAAUCCUUCAGCAUAAGGCAUUUGAAGAGAAGGUUAUUCCCUUGUACUUUCGACAUGGACGGUAUUCCUCUUUUGCACGACAAGUCAACGGCUGGGGCUUCAGGCGUAUCACACAUGGUCCGGACUACAACGCCUACUACCACGAGAUGUUUCUCCGAGGUUUACCUCAUUUAUGCAGCGAAAUGAAGCGUCUUACUCCAAGGGAUAUCAACAAGAACCAGAAAGAUGACUCUCCGCUACCUGACUUUUAUUCUUUAAGCAGAGACCACCCAUUACCGGAAGCUAGCAGCACAGUUGGUAAAACACUGCUCCCUAUACCUGCUAGCGUUCCAGGAACAAUCCCGCCAGCCUCCUUUAGUCUGGGAAAUCAGAUGUCAACUUUUCAGGGCCCUGCACCUGCCGCGUUUUCGGCGCUCGCAGGUUUAAACCUAUCUAGCCUUUCCAGCUUGUUUGGUCAAACUGCUGCCCCAAUACCUCCUCCUGAGACUGUUGACAUGGACUCCCUUGACAAGCAUCGAAACGACAUUUUACAACAGAUGAUUGGACUUAUUAGCUCUCAAGGAUCAGCGAGACUUCCGGCUGCUGUACCUGCUCCGACCGCUUCCGCCCCCACUCCGUCCACCCCAGAUUCGCUUGUCGCCGCUCUACUUAGCCAGGCAGGGUUGAACCCCUCAAUUCUAGCACAGCUAGGCAUCAAUCAUGGCAGAAGCUCCAGCAGAAUCAGCCCCCCAAUACCCACGCAAGUCGUGUCUGGCUCUCCUUGGAACGGGAACGCUUUCCCUCAGAUUAGCAAUCCGCAACCUUCGCCUACUCCUCCAAGUUCGACGAUGGUAAAUACUUCGGACUUAGCAAGACUACUUGCUCUACAACAUCAAAGCAUUGCGCCCGCGCCAAUUAACUCUGCACAAGCCCCGCCACAAGUCAGCUCAAAUUCACUAGAUCUUGCUCGUCUUUUAGGAUGGGGUGCAGCCGCCACUAAUCAGACGUCUACGGCGCAAUCUCCGGCUCUGAGCGACACAAACAGCAUGACUGCAGCUCUUCUUCAGCUGCAACGACAGAUCACGGAGGGUGCAUACUCCGCUCCAAUUCAAGCUCAACAUCCCGGUACAGUACCAAUACCAACAGCCGUAAAUCCGGAUUUAUUGACGCUGCAACGACAGCUACUGGAAGCACAGUUUGGUGGAAACAACGGCCUUCUGGCUGCCUUGGGAUUGGGAACGCAUUCCACCAAUAGUGGCGGCGCGCCCACCAACAAUAGCAAUGGCAUUCCCUGA